AUGUUUGAUGAAAUUCGAUAUGAAAUCAACGGUGUGGAAAUUGAUCGCAACAGAAACGUUGGAAUCACUAGUACUCUAAAGAACUAUGUAUCUCUUACGUUUGACAAAGGAAUGAUAAUGCAGAAUGCCGGAUGGGACAUGUCGUCCACUCUGUGGGAAAAUUAUUUCAAUUUUUGCGUGCCGCUAAAUUUACUGCUGGGCUUUUGCGAGGAUUACAAACGCAUGGUUGUUAACGCGCGCCAUGAAUUAAUUUUGAUACGAGCGCGCAAUGAUAACAAUUCUAUUGUGGGAACGAAUAGAACGACGGAACCCGAAAUUGAAUUGUUCAAAGUACAGUGGCGAAUGCCACAUGUUACGUUAAAUGAAGUCAAUAAAUUGUCCAUACUACGAGCUUUGGAAAGCGGGCGAUAUCUAAGUAUGAGUUUUCGUUCCUGGGAUCUGUAUGAGUACCCCUUGUUGCAGAGCACAACCAAACAUUCGUGGGCUGUUAAAACUGCAACACAAUUAGAAAAGCCUCGAUUCGUUAUCUUUGCACUACAGACCGGUCGCAAGAAUAUCAUGUCUCAAGAUGCUACUAUUUUUGACGAUUGUAAUUUGAUCAAUGUGAAACUUUAUCUCAACUCUGAAUUUUAUCCGUACGAUGACUUGAAUCUAGACUUUCGUAAAUCUAGAUACUCCAUUCUGUUUGACAUGUACCAACGUUGUUGUAAAUCUUAUUAUGGACGUGAUUGCUACGAUACGCUGCUUAACGUGGACACAUUUCUGCAAACAGGACCUUUUACAGUGAUUGAUUGCUCGCGGCAAAACGAGUUCAUCAAAAGUGUUACUGUGGACGUGCACAUUGAAUUUGAUUGCAAAGAAUAUGUGCCAGCGAGCACUACCGCCUAUUGCCUUAUCUUACAUGAUCGUGUAAUUGAAUACUGUCCAUUGUCUAACGUUGUGUGCAAAAUCAUGUAA
This is a messenger RNA of Solenopsis invicta (red fire ant), 957 nucleotides long. RefSeq lists its product as uncharacterized. The record is from RefSeq and is a predicted model, not a curated record. The transcript has a single exon. NCBI's taxonomy places the organism in Eukaryota, Metazoa, Arthropoda, Insecta, Hymenoptera, Formicidae. The coding region runs from base 1 to 957 and encodes 318 amino acids.